Molecule: messenger RNA, 707 nt
Organism: Pelobates fuscus (common spadefoot toad)
Lineage: Eukaryota; Metazoa; Chordata; Amphibia; Anura; Pelobatidae
Gene: UTS2B
Product: urotensin 2B
Exons: 5
Coding region: 53-409 (118 amino acids)
Biological process (GO): regulation of blood pressure; blood vessel diameter maintenance
Cellular component (GO): extracellular region
Molecular function (GO): G protein-coupled receptor binding; hormone activity
Source: RefSeq, a predicted model, not a curated record
UGCACAUUCAAAACAAAGCUUCAACAUUGUUCCGUCACCUGGAGGAAAAAAGAUGGAUAAAACGUCAGUUUAUCUGUGCCUUGGGACACUAACUUUCCUGUUCACAAUAUCUAUGCAGUCUGUUCAAGGGAAGCCUUACUUAUUGCAAGACAAUGAAUUGUUUCCAGAGAAAGAAGAUAUUCAUCAUCAGGAUAUGCUAUUAUCAUUCCUCCUUAAUAAACACAUUCCUCUAAGAAGACCUUCAAAUUUUGAAUUGGAGCUUGAAAGCCGUCUAGAAGAACUGGAACAGCUGGAGAAACUCAAGGAGCAGCUUUUGGAAUCAAAGACCUCAGAUAUGUCAUAUGCUGUAGAUGGGCUGUCACCAUCGCAUCCUAACAAACGAGCUUGCUUUUGGAAAUACUGUGUGUGAAGAUGUCCCUGGAGAUGGCAAAUUAUUAUUUCCUGAAUCUAAGAAAAUGCCUUGACAUAUCAAUCAAGUAAAAUCAGUACGAAGAAAACUGUGAAGUUAUUUUUUAACAGUGUUAGUAAAUCAUUUAUGUAUCUUCAGUGUUCAUCUCAUUAUACACCUGUAGAAGACCUAUUCUACCAUUGACAUCCCCGAGUGCUUCAAGGAUUUGCAAGAUAAUGCAAGCGGAGACCUGUUUUCUUUCAUUAGCAGUGCCAUCUAUUACAGAUUUGUUCAAUAAACAAUCAGAAAUUUGCGGUUA